Messenger RNA from Rubroshorea leprosula, 2257 nucleotides. NCBI's taxonomy places the organism in Eukaryota, Viridiplantae, Streptophyta, Magnoliopsida, Malvales, Dipterocarpaceae. The record is from the annotation of a GenBank genome assembly.
AGGGUAACUAGUGUUCCUCCAAUAGAAACUCAGGCGGCAGCAAGUUGUACGGAAACUACAAUGGAGUCUCAGUCGGCGGCGAAUGCAAACAGCGCGUUAACAGACACGCGCUUCUCCGAUCUCAAGCCGCCUCUAUCGCAGCUGGUGCUCGACGCCUUGGCCGAAGCCGGUUUUGAGUUCUGCACGCCAGUCCAAGCUGCGACAAUUCCGUUGCUAUGCAGCUUCAAAGACGUUGCCGUCGAUGCCGCCACCGGCUCUGGCAAAACCCUAGCCUUUGUCGUCCCUCUCGUGGAGAUUCUCCGCCGCUCCUGCUCUUCUCCUCCCAAACCUCAUCAGGUGAUGGGGAUAAUUAUAUCUCCUACAAGGGAACUUUCAUCACAAAUCUAUAAUGUUGCUCAGCCUUUCAUUUCAACAUUGCCAAAUGUGAAGUCUAUGCUUCUUGUUGGAGGUGUUGAGGUGAAAGCAGACAUGAAGAAAAUAGAGGAACAAGGGGCGAACUUGUUGAUUGGCACACCGGGUAGGCUGUAUGACAUGAUGGAACGCAUGGAUGUCUUGGAUUUGCGUAACCUGGAGAUUUUGAUUUUAGAUGAGGCUGAUAGGCUUUUGGAUAUGGGAUUCCAGAAGCAGAUAAAUUAUAUUAUUUCUCAUUUGCCAAAGCUUCGUAGGACUGGUCUUUUUUCAGCUACUCAAACUGAAGCAGUUGAAGAGCUAGCCAAAGCAGGUCUGAGGAAUCCAGUGAGGAUUGAAGUCCGAGCAGAAACAAAGUUGUUAAAUGAUUCCACUUCAUCACAACAAUUAGCCUCAUCAAAAACACCUUCAGGCCUUCACCUUGAGUAUCUGGAAUGUGAAGCAGACAAGAAACCGUCACAGCUUGUUGAUCUCCUCAUUAAGAACAAAUCUAAAAAAAUUAUAAUAUACUUCAUGACAUGUGCUUGUGUUGACUACUGGGGAGUUGUUCUCCCUCACAUCACUGCUCUGAAGGGUCUGUCUUUGAUCCCUCUUCAUGGGAAGAUGAAGCAGACUGCAAGGGAGAAAGCCUUAGCUUUCUUUACAACACUUUCAAGUGGCGUUCUCCUAUGUACUGAUGUAGCUGCACGUGGGCUGGACAUUCCAGGUGUUGAUUGUAUAGUGCAGUACGAUCCCCCUCAGGAUCCGAAUGUCUUUGUUCACAGAGUUGGCCGGACUGCCCGUUUGGGUAGACAAGGAAGUGCCAUUGUUUUCCUGUUGCCAAAGGAAGAAGCCUAUGUUGAAUUCUUGCAACUGAGAAGGGUUCCUCUUCAAGAGAGAAAAAGUACUGAUGAUGCUUCUGAUGUUGUUCCUCAGCUGCGGUCUGCUGCGAGAAAAGACCGUGAUGUCAUGGAGAAAGGACUAAGAGCUUUCGUUUCUUAUAUUCGUGCAUACAAGGAGCAUCACUGCUCGUACAUUUUCAGAUGGAAAGAACUUGAAAUCGGAAAGUUAGCCAUGGGAUAUGGUCUACUGCAGCUCCCCUCAAUGCCUGAGGUAAAGCAGCACUCACUUUCCACCGAGGGUUUUGUUCCAGUGGAGGACGUCAAUUUUGAUGAAAUCAAGUACAAGGACAAAUCUCGUGAGAAACAGAGGAAGAAGAACUUGCAAGCGAAAAAGGAACAGGAGCAACAAGAACAAAAACCCAAGAAGCCCAACAAAACUUCAAGUGCUUCAGCCACUACUGUCAUGAGGAAGAAAACAGCCAGACAGAGACGUGCUGCCCAGUCAGUGGAAGAUGAAGAGGAAUUGACAAGGGAAUACCGUCUGCUGAAAAAGCUGAAAAAAGGGGCUAUCGAUGAGAAUGAAUACGCAAAAUUGGCAGGAAUUGAGGAUUUACUUUGAGGCAUGUGAUUUUGCAAAUCUAGACAAAAAUCAAUCUUUGCUAGAAUCCCAGCCUGGAUUUCAAAAGCAAGAAAUGAAGCUUCUCACACAGCCGGGGAAGCAUUAAAAUCUAAAUGCUUGGCUCCUAUCCAUGAAGCUUACACCAACAAAGAGUCCUCCAGGAGCAAGGUGGGGUGAUGGUUACCUAAUACAAGACCUAACCUCCUUUGCUAGCGUUGGCUUCGGCCUUGGGAUUCAUUCCUUUUCUUACACAUUUAUUUCAUUUCCAGGCACCGGGUCUGGUUUUUCUUAGGUCAGCAAUAAAAUUAUACAAUGUUUUGAGAAGGAAAUUCAAAAAACAUGUUGUAUUGGUUUAUUUAUGAAUAUAGGAAAUAGCAAUCGAAUUCCAUAGUAAACGGUUUUGUUUCAG